Molecule: messenger RNA, 245 nt
Organism: Linum tenue
Lineage: Eukaryota; Viridiplantae; Streptophyta; Magnoliopsida; Malpighiales; Linaceae
Source: the annotation of a GenBank genome assembly
AGUUUCGACAGCACCUAUCGAACAAAUCAAAAUUGUCGGCCGUUAGCUCUAUUCGUUGGAUUCAAUCACCAUAGAUCCCUCUGUGUUUGGAGCUGCUCUACUGUAUGACGAGACUAAAGAGUCAUUCGAUUGGUUGUUUAGAACUUUUCUGGAGUGCAUGUAUGGAAAGAGACCAACAUCCAUCUUCACGGACUAGGCUGCUGCAAUUGCUUCUGGUAUUAAAAGCGACAUCAACAACGAUAUAU